GACUUCGUGGAGAGCAACAAGCGCUUCACCCCCACCACCAUCUACCCCAUCGACAAGAGGACAGGCAAACAGUUCAUGUGCAUGAUCAUGGCAGCCUCCGAGCCCCGCACGCUCGACUGGGUGGCCAGCCCCAACCUCCUGGAUGACAUCAUGUGAACGUGGGGUGGGGACCCCUCCUGCACCCCCCGGCUCACCCCACUUUGUAGAUAGGUGUUGCCCUGUCAGCACGGUGGGACAGGGAUGCCCUCUCGGAUGUGGCACAGAGGGGAGGACAAGGCUGCGGCAGGCUGUGGGCAGCCAGCAUUGGUGUGGGGGGGAGCUGCAGGUGGGGGUGCUGGGCUCGCGGGGGCUGUAGGGCACAGGAGUAUUGGCCAAGGUUGGCCACGGGGCACAGGUCCCAGCCAGCCCCCUGGCAUGACCCCACAGAGCCCUCUCCGGGUGAGCGAUGCUUGCUCAGAGAGAGGGCACCCCAAGGACCCCCAGCCUCUGCCCGCUGGCCAGCCUGGCUGCCUGCACACACAGAGCCCCCUGUGCCUGCUUGCAUCCAGCACACUGCCCAGUGCCCCGUGGCCCACCGCAGCGCUGCUGGGGCCGUGCAGAACCUGGGGUGCUGCUGGCAGCCCUGCAGGGAUGCACCGGUGCGGUCUGCGGUGGGAGCGAGUGCCACAGGGUCCCCGCUCCUUCAUGUCUGUGUCCUGAGCAUGUCACUGUGUGAUCGUCGGGUGCAGCAGGGACCCCCUGGGGGAGCUGUAACGCACCCACGGGUGCCCCCGGGACCCCGUAAGGCGGGGCAGGGGCUGCGGUAGGUCCCGGCUGUACCCAUGGCUGGGUGUGGAGCCAGGCGGGAUGAAGGCUCCCGCGGCGGGGGGGGGGGCGUCUGACCGCGGCCGAGGGCAGUGGGGCUGCCCCAGGGAGGGGCCGGGGCACCGGCGGAGGGCAGAGCCGGCCGAAGGCACUGCUCAGUUCUCCGCAGCUCGCCCGGGGCUGCCCCACGGUGCUGCCCAGCCCCGGGCGCGCUGCCGCUGGGCCGUGCGGGUGCCGCCUCCAGCUCCGGCCGGGCCGCGGCGCCGCGGGGCGAGGCCUGAGGAGAACCCGCCCCGAGCUCCCCCUCCGCCGGUCCCCGCAGCCGGGGCCCCGCCCCGCCGGUGGGCGGGCACCCGUGGGCGGUGCCGGGCGCUGGUUGGCGGCGGCGGCGGCGGCGGAAGGCGCGUGUCGCGGCGCGGGGCGGGCGCGAUGGCGGCGGCGCUCUCGGGGGUCCCGGACGUGGAGAUCGACGGUGACGGCGUGUUCAAGUACGUGCUGGUGCGUGUGCGCGCGGCCGGCGCGCCCGGGAAGGACGUCGUGCGCGGGCACGGCUGGGCCGAGUACCACGCCGACAUCUACGAGCGGACGGCGGCGGAGCUGGCGCGGCAGGGCCUGGACUGCGAGUGCCUGGGGGGCGGCCGGCUCGCCCACCGCCCCCAGGAGAGGAAGAUCCACGUUUACGGAUACUCGGUGGGCUUUGGGCGAGCCGACCACUCCGUGACUACGGAGAAGCUGAAGGCCAAGUAUCCGGACUACGAGAUCACCUGGGCGGAUGAAGGCUACUGACUCGUCUGCCCAGGCUGCAGAAGCGGCACCAGCCUGGAGCUGGUGUGGCCAGACCCGGUGUCGGGGUGGUGGCAGUGGGCUCCCGGUACUCUGGGCUCUUCUGGUUUUCCUUUGUGUUGAACUCGCCUGUUCUCCACUGUCACCGGACUUCCCACGUGCUGGUGGGUGCUCCCACGUCCCCAGCGCGGCAAAGCCUUGGUGAAGCCGGUGGGUGCCGUGCCCUGACCUCCCCAGUAGCGACGGGGUUUGUCCCACAUGCGUGUGUGAGAAUUAAACACCCUGGGCAGCGCAGUG
Messenger RNA from Strigops habroptila (Kakapo), 1884 nucleotides. It is a transcript of the gene PHPT1, whose product is annotated as phosphohistidine phosphatase 1. The record is from RefSeq and is a predicted model, not a curated record. Bases 847 to 1590 code for a protein of 247 amino acids. Gene Ontology annotation, cellular component: cytosol. Gene Ontology annotation, molecular function: protein histidine phosphatase activity. Lineage: Eukaryota; Metazoa; Chordata; Aves; Psittaciformes; Psittacidae. The transcript is spliced from 3 exons. Gene Ontology annotation, biological process: peptidyl-histidine dephosphorylation.